Molecule: messenger RNA, 1620 nt
Organism: Adineta steineri
Lineage: Eukaryota; Metazoa; Rotifera; Eurotatoria; Adinetida; Adinetidae
Source: the annotation of a GenBank genome assembly
AUGGAUGAAAAUAUAAUUUGUUCGGAUUCUGAAGCAUGUCUUCAAUUUAUUCAUUCAAAAUUUAAUUCGUAUAAACAAAUACUCGAUGAUGAUCAACGAGCAUGUGAUAGUAUAAUUGCUUCUAUAAGAGAACAAAUAUAUUCAUACAAUAAUAAUGAUGAAAAAUUUCGAUCAUUAACCGGAUCUGAUACAAUCGAAUUCACAAAUCAACUGAAUUAUUUGGAACAAGAAGCAUUUAAAACAAAUGAAGAAAAUAAAACAUGCUUAUUUAAAAUGUUUCAAAAUUUAUUCAAUUUACAUCGUGAACUUGCACUUGAUGCAGUAAUUAUUAAUGAACGUCAAAUAGCUGCAACAUUCCAAUAUAGACCUUCUGUAUUACCAAAUAUUGAAAAAAUCCGUUUUUCUAAGACUUCUGUGAUAUCAUCUUCAUUGGUGAAUUCUGUGAUGACAACUACUGAUAAUAAUCGUUUAAUAUUUACUGCAACAUCAACACCUAAAGCAUCAGCACCUACUCCAGUGCAUUCUACAAGUUUUAGUAAUAGAGCUGAUAUUGAAGCAUUUCAACAUAAAAAAGAAUCUCUUGAAUCAAAAUCAAUUCCAAAACAAUAUUCAUCAAUCGAAAGUAAUGAAGUUGAUAUAACACAAUUGGUUCGAGACACAUAUUCAAAUAAUACAUCUAAUCAAUUCAAAUUUUCUAAUAUAUCACAAAAUUUACAACAACAACAACAAAUUAAAACAACAGUACCAUUCAAAAAAAUUCCUAAACAAACAGUAUCAUGUGAUGAUGCUUUAUUGGCUGCUGCUAAUAAACGAUUUGUUCUUCUUUAUAAUAUGAAUACUCCAAGCCUACUUUAUGUUUUUGAUACAGAAAAAGAUGAUACAAAAGAAUUUCAUUGGGAUGAAGGUGAUAUUCAAUCUCUUGGUUAUGUUGAAAAAAAUCUUGAUAAACAAUAUUUUCUCUAUGAUACAUUAUAUAAAGAUUUACUAUUAAUUAGACAUGAUUUAUCUUAUCAAACAGCAUUAAAACGUAAUAAUCAAAUUCAAUCAACUGUUUAUGAUGAUUGUUGUUAUUAUUUAUAUACCAAUAGGGAAUAUAAUCAACUAUUAAUAAAAUGUUCAUUAGAUAAUUUUCAUCAAGUAUCAAAUUUAAAUUUAACACAAAAAUAUCCACAUAUUCAAUAUUUUCUUGGUUUAACAAUAACAACAAAAUCUAUCAUAGCAUUUUUAAUUAUUGAUUCUAAUGGUUAUCAAUUAUUAUUUUGUGAUGAAUUACAUGAUUAUAAUGUUAUGAAAAAAUUAUCUAUAACGAAUUCAUUAGAUGCAACAUCCGUUUUUUCAACAUUUUUAUCAAAUACGAAAAUAAAUUUUUCAGCAGCAGCAACAACAAAUAAAAAUAAAAUAACAAAAUCUGGCAAACAAUUAUGGUUUGUUUUAGAUAAAAAAUUAAAUUGUAUACAUUGUCUAACAUAUGAAAAUUAUUUAACAAAAAUUUCAUCAACUCAUCAUCAAAAACAAAUUCAAUCUCUCACGAUAUUUGAUAAUAAACUUAUUUUAGCAUAUAAUGAAUUAUUUGUAGACAUAAUUGAUCUUGACAAUUAUUUUUCUUCAUUGAAAUAUUAG